UGAUAACUUGACAUUUUCCAAUCCAAUUUUGUACAGGUUGAAACUUGUGAUGUAGAUUUGGGAAAUCAUGCAAGUAUUUCAUUUGAAGAUGUUGAUGAUUAUUUUGAUGAUUAUGAUGGUGAUACAUGUGAUCAGGUUGAUUGCUUACUUGUGGCGAAUCCGAGUCUGACCAAAUACAAAUGGAUCACAAACAGAAUGACAUUAGAAAAGAAGAUCAAAAAGAAGCAGAAAUUGUUUCAAAUUUCACGCGUGAAACAUGCCAGUGUAGUGUCUUUUAUGGAAGUAAACCAUGUUCAACAAUAGUUGGUGUUGAUAAUUUGCUAGAAAAUUGGACCCAAUGCCAGGAACUGUCUUCAAGAGAAAAAGAACUUGUAGUUAAAUCCCAACUUUGUACCCAAAGAAAAAAUAGAACUUUUACAUCUGAAAACAAAAAAUCUAAAAAGUUGCGAACGAGACCGUCUCAGAAAUAUUUUUUCCAUGGUCAGCAAAUUUGUAAGAAAACUUUCUGUUUUGCAUUUGCAAUUUCUCAGUCAACUUUGAAAAGAAUGAGUAAGUCUUAUUAAUAUGACAUGUAUGGCCUGAGUGUCAAUGAACAUGGUAAUUGCAAAACAACACCUGCCCAUGCACUUUCAUUCGACGAUACUACAAGAAUAAAAAAAUUCAUUGAAGAAUAUGCAAAUAAAAAUGCAUUACCUUUGCCCGGACGACUGCCUAAUUGUCCAAAGCAGACAGUUUUGCUUCUUCCAUGUGACAAAAAUGUAACUGACAUUUAUGACUUAUACAUGAAGAGUGCAAAGGAAGCAAACUAUAGAGUUGUGUCUUUAAAAACAUUUAGAAACAAAUGGAAUUCAUUAUGCCCCCACAUUGCAGUAGCUACACCAGCGACAGAUUUGUGUGUAAAAUACUAAAAUGUCAAAAAUUCAUGGGCAAAUUAAAAACCAAUGCUCAUCUGUCAGAUGAAGAAAGGCACAAUGUACUAAGUGACUAUACAUGUCAUGUUCAAAAGGCCAACCGGCAACGCCAACUUUUCAAGGACCAGGUUCUUUGUAGUAAAGCUGUGUGCAGUACUACAGAUGUCACUGAAGGUGCAGAACCAUGUUCACUAGAUGCCACACUUCACUACUCAUGGGAUUUUGCCCAGUGUGUACACUACCCUCAUCACGCCAUGCAAGUGGGGCCAAUCUACUUUGCGACACCAAGAAAGUGCCAUGUGUUUGGGAUGUGCGCUGAAGGAACAGGAAUACAGAGAUUCUAUAUGAUUGACGAGUCAGAAAUGCCUGGGAAAGGUGGCGAUUGUCUCACAAGUUUGGUGCACCACUAUUUUUCUCACUUUGGCGCUGGAGAAAAACAGGCAGAGAUUCACUUUGACAAUGCUGUUGGGCAGAAUAAAAACAACACCAUUCUGGGCUAUUGCAUGUGGAGAGUGUUGACAGGUCUGCAUGAGUCAGUUUCCUUGAGUAUGAUGCUACCGGGACAUGCCAAAUUCACGCCAGAUUGGCACUUUGGUGUGUGGAAAAUAAAAUGGCGCCAAUCAGAUGCUGAAUGUAUGGAGGACAUUGCUUACACAGUUAAAGCAUCUUCUAGGUCCAGGCAUAACAUUCCGCAACGCGUAAAUGAUCCAUCUAGACCGGUGAUGUUUUUGAACUGGAAGACAUUCUUAGAAAACUAUUUCAAACUUUUAAAAAACAUCACAAAAUACUACCACUUUCGUUGCACUGCGGAUGAGCCAGGGGUUCUCAUUUGUCGAGAGUUCUGUGACUCGGAGGAAGUUAGAUUUAAUCUUCUAAAGGCAAGACCCGAGGCAGGCUGCCUUCCGACAGUUAAGUUUAUCCCCCCUCUAGAUCAUCUGAGGCAGUGGUAUCUUUACGAGAAAAUUGCACCGUUCUUUAUCAAUGAAGUUGCCAGAGACAUUGUGUGUCCCAAACCAUCUAUUCCAAAGUAAAAAAUGUGAGAGCUUGUUAUCCUAUUAACAAUUGUUCAUUUUCUCAAAUUGUUGUUCUUGCAUUAUACUUAUGAUAAACUGUUUUCUGAUUAGUAUUCAUGACUAUGACAUUUACAUGGUAUUGUUAUUUGUAUGACAAUUAGCUGAAUAUAUUAUUAAUAGUGUGUUUCUUUAUUGAAAGUGACAUAGCAAUCAAUAAUCAAAAAUAGUUUAUGGGCAUAUAUAAGCUGAACUGAGAUUUAUAAUUAAUUAACAACUCAAUCAUAGUGAUUUCACUAUAAAAUAUUCUGUACAGUAUGAUUAUUACAUUGUAUAAUAUGACUGGUAUGUGUUCAAAGAUAACUUAAACUGUUGUAGUUUGUAUUGACAUCAAAAUGUGUGAUGUAAACAUAUGUGUUCAUAUUAUGUAUCUAUUAUAUUUUACAAGUAAACGAACAUAUUUUGUUGUGUAAAGUUUAAUCUAUGGUGACGUUUACCAUUGAAUAUUGAUGUGCUUAUUGCUGUAAUUUUCUUUUAUUUGAAAAUCAUGUUUUUGGACCUCUAUAUAUGAAAUGGGUUGAUAUUAUUUUCUAUCUACACUUAUGGUCAAUUUCAUUGUUGAUAACAGGUACAAAUGAAAUUGAAAAUUUACUGUUUCCAUAGCAACUGUUAACUUAAUUUUAAAAAAUCUAAUUAAUUGUGUAUCAAUCUUUGAAUAAAAUACAAUUGCUAAAUAAACCAUGUAUGGCAGUAUAGAUGCUUAACAAAAAUUCAAAAUGUCAGGUUUUUUUUUCAUUUUAGUUUCAAGUUCGUUGCUAUACAAUAUGUUCAAUUUCUGAAUACACCCCUAUUUUCAGAAAAUGUUCAUACAUUGAUUUUACUAUAAACAUGUUGGUAAUGUUUAUUAUCUGUCCAGAAGAUAUUUUGUUGAUGUGUUGUUAUUCUGUGUCUUAAAUUCUUUAAAAUGACAAUACAUUUGAAAAAAGAACAGUGUCUGUUUCCAUGGCAACAAUGAGCGUUUAAUGUUUUAUAAUAAUACAAUUAAUUAUGUAAGUCAUAGUUAAUGACUGUCAUCACCAUACACACACAAUUGAGUGAUUAUCAACAAAAACUGAUCAGCAUAAAAUGAACUAAUACUGGUAGAAUUACAACGUCAUUUCGUUGUAUUGAAACGUCAUUUCGUACAAAAUCGCGCAAAUCAGUGUUUCUGACAUGCAAUACAAAAAAUGACAUAACUUCGUCAAAUUUAGGAAUUCAAUGCUCGAAUUUCAGAUUUUGAUUUUUCAGAUGUAGCACUUUCAUAAUAUAUGCUUAACUGAAAAAGUCAUUUUUUGACCAGAUGGGUCAAAAUCUCGUUCCCAGUCACAUUUAUAUUUUCUCCCCUCUAUCAAGACG
Dreissena polymorpha is the source of this 3316-nucleotide messenger RNA. RefSeq lists its product as uncharacterized. The coding region runs from base 842 to 1942 and encodes 366 amino acids. Lineage: Eukaryota; Metazoa; Mollusca; Bivalvia; Myida; Dreissenidae. The transcript is spliced from 5 exons. The record is from RefSeq and is a predicted model, not a curated record.